AUGAUAAACAAUUUGAUUGGUAGACCAUCAGAACAAUGGAGGAGAACACAGGUAGUACUAGUCAUCCUAUUCUGGCUUUGGAGACUACUCAAAGGAGACAGAAAUGGUUUGAGGUUCUGGUACAUAAAAUCAAUCAAUAGGAGGCUUAAACGGUUCACACCUUAUCAAAUCAUCGUCGCUACAUUAACAACCUUAUACGCCAUCAGACAUUUCGACGCUUUAUUAGGUUUACAAGCCCCUGAACCAUUGGCCCACCUUUAUUCGAGGUCUUAUUACAGAGCAACAUGGUUAUCAAACGCUCUAGACGCUGGUUUUGCAACCGCCAUGUCGAUACGUAAACCGAAAUGGCUGAAGGACCUAGCCGGUCCUGUUUUUGGACUUUAUUACCUCUUCUGGACGGCCGAAGCUGAUGAAAAGUUGAUGAAAUUUAGAGCAACAUGUACAGUCGAAUUUCUUAGAACUACAGGCGAGAAACUUUCAAAUCCAUACAUAAGAGCUGUGACGUUCCUCGGUAGACCACGAUGCAGAAUCGUUCGUGAGGUUUUACUACCCCGCCCAAAAUCAUCAAAAUACACCAAACCAAUAUCAUGUCUGAUGUUCUUCGAUGGUACACAAGAAGAAUUGGAAGCUUGCACUGAAUUGGUUAUGGAUUUCCCAGGUGGUGCUUUCGUGUUCAUGACACCACGUGACCAUGAAGAAAGAUUAAGGUGGUGGGCUAAAGAAGGCAACAAGAAGGUUAUUUUGAGUGUCAACUAUGGUAAAAGUCCCGAAUAUCCUUUCCCUUGGGCUAUUGAUGAAGCAUUCGACUUGUAUAAUAUCCUCUUAGAGACUAAUGGCCGCUUACUUGGUAUACAAAGUGACAAUCUCAACAUACUUCUCGCAGGAGAUUCUGCCGGUGGUAAUAUUGUUACAGUUGUUAUGUUCAAGAUACUUGAAUCUGAAGUGCCUCUCAAACAUCCUGUUGGAAUAGUCUUAACAUAUCCAGCACUAGAUUUCAAUUUUACAAGCUGGAUGAGUGACGAAAAUCUUGAAGUACUUAGGACAGAGCAGUCUUCUGUCGACCUAGCAUCUCUUUUCGAAUCAAAGGAUCAUUUAGCACACAAAUCACCACUGUCGGUAACGUGUGACGUACCUGAGAAGAACAUACCUCGUCGGAAGAGCUGGUCAAAUCAACUGUCGCACUGGGCUUCGUCUAAUUCAUUGUCAAAUCUGGGUUCCGUUUCGCCGAAAGCACCAUAUAGUGCAGGUGCACAAAUUGCUUCAGCCACAGUGAUGCAAGCACCUUCAAAGUCAACAUCUUCUCUCAGAUAUGACAGUAACUCGCCUAAGAGAAGAAGGCUUCUCUCAUUUGUCGAUGAUCCACCUAAAUUUGACUUUGAAGUCAAUGAGCAGGACGUCUUGAACAUUGAUACCACCGAUACUAGUGAAUCAGAUAAAGGCUCUGAGUUUACUUCCGAUUCUCAAAAGCCUUUAUAUGAAAGAGUCAUCGCUGAACCUAAUGAGCAUGUUAGGAGAGAGUUACAGAAGGAGCUCCAAAAGGAGCACAUGAAGGCAAAUGAGCGUAUAAGGAGCAAGAAGAAGGAGCCUAUCGGUACUCGGCUUACGAUGACCAGUAGAUCUGGAUUCUUUAAUGAUAGGAUUAUACCACCAUCAGUAAUGCGAGCAUGUGCAUUGUUAUACAUUGGUCCAAAAAACAGACCAGACUUCAAAACUGAUUAUUAUAUCUCUCCAAUAUUAGCGCCUUCACAUUUACUGGAGCAAUUUCCAACAACAUUGAUCAUCUGUGGAGAACGUGAUCCAUUUGUUGAUGAUUCACUCAUCUUCGCUGGUCGCCUUCGUAAAGCUAAAUUAGCUCGUCAAGCCGCUGCCAUGAAUGAACAGAAUAAUUUCAAUUCAAGUAAUGAAAUGAUGACACCAACAGAUGGACUCGGAUUGAAUAUACCUCAACCAAAAGGCGACCAUCUUGAAGACCAUAUCGUACAUGAAGACGAAGAUGAUUGGGUACAUUUAAGAAUCAUUGAAGGCAUGAGUCACGGUUUCCUUCAAAUGACGGGUGUUUUUAAAGAAUCACUCUUGAUAGUAAAGAAGAUGAAUCAAUGGAUUGAAGAAUCAUUUCUUCAUGCAUUGGAGAAAGAAAACGCUGAAAACGCUGAAAACGCUGAAAAAGAACGACUUGAGCGUGAAAAGAAAGAUGUGUCUGAAAAUUUACCUAAUCAAUCACGUAAAGGUUCCGAGCAUGAAUAUGAGGAGCCUUUGGUAUUUUCCACUAAGAAAGCUGCCACGCUAUCGACCGUUUUUUCAGAACCUCCGACACAAAUUCAUACACCAAACAAUGAUCAAUUGUCACAAUUAAGAGUACCUCCGAGAGCACAUUCAAAACCACAUCAGAAACGCACACAGUCAACACCACCACCGCUGGUAAUCAAAACACAGAGCAGCGACCGCAGAAAGAGCUUUGAGAAGGAGAAGAAGAAAGAAGAGAUGAACAAUCUUUUGUUAACUGAAGCUGAGGUUUUAAGAAGAAGACGUCUUGAAGCCGUAAUGGGUAUGGGUGAGACGAGAUCAGCGAAUAUAUCAAGUGACGAAGAAGAUAUGAAUAGUAAUGAACAGUGA
Wallemia mellicola CBS 633.66 is the source of this 2613-nucleotide messenger RNA. Its product is annotated as alpha/beta-hydrolase. Gene Ontology annotation, molecular function: sterol ester esterase activity; triacylglycerol lipase activity. NCBI's taxonomy places the organism in Eukaryota, Fungi, Basidiomycota, Wallemiomycetes, Wallemiales, Wallemiaceae. The transcript is spliced from 14 exons. Gene Ontology annotation, cellular component: cytosol. Bases 1 to 2613 code for a protein of 870 amino acids. Gene Ontology annotation, biological process: triglyceride catabolic process. The record is from RefSeq and is a predicted model, not a curated record.